Hibiscus syriacus is the source of this 1183-nucleotide messenger RNA. Its product is annotated as probable magnesium transporter NIPA1. Bases 77 to 1048 code for a protein of 323 amino acids. Lineage: Eukaryota; Viridiplantae; Streptophyta; Magnoliopsida; Malvales; Malvaceae. Gene Ontology annotation, molecular function: magnesium ion transmembrane transporter activity. The transcript has 9 exons. Gene Ontology annotation, biological process: magnesium ion transport. The record is from RefSeq and is a predicted model, not a curated record. Gene Ontology annotation, cellular component: membrane.
ACUUCUAAACAAAAAGGUAUAUCCGGAUUGAAAAUCUUGGCUCUGCGCUAGAAGAUUAACUUUUUCCGUAUAAAAAAUGAUCAAAGGAAUGUCACCAGACAAUGUUCGUGGCCUCGUUUUGGCUGUUUCAUCGAGCAUUUUCAUUGGAUCCAGCUUUAUUAUCAAGAAACAGGGUUUGAAGAAAGCUGGAGCAUCAGGACCAAGAGCCGGGCAAGGUGGGCACUCCUACUUGUACGAACCUUUGUGGUGGGCAGGAAUGAUAACCAUGGUUUUUGGGGAGAUAGCUAAUUUCGCUGCUUAUGCCUAUGCUCCUGCAAUUCUUGUAACGCCAUUGGGAGCCUUAAGUAUUAUUUUCAGUGCAGUGCUAGCUCAUUUUAUUUUGAAGGAGAGAUUACAUAUCUUUGGUAUGCUCGGAUGUGCUCUUUGUGUGGUUGGCUCUACAACCAUUGUCUUACAUGCUCCAAAGGAAAGAAAUAUUGAAUCCGUCAAACAAGUAUGGCAGCUUGCAACAGAGCCGGGAUUCAUUGUAUACUUUUGGGUCGUUUUGGUUGUUGUAGCAGUGAUCAUUUUUCGAUAUGUUCCACGCUAUGGCCAAACCCAUUUGAUAGUUUAUAUCGGAAUCUGCUCCCUUAUGGGAUCUCUUACGGUAAUGGGUGUUAAAGCAGUAGGAAUCGCACUGAAGCUGUCGUUUGGAGGCAUGAAUCAAUUUAAAUACUACGAAACAUGGAUAUUCACAGCAAUUGUGAUCUUUUGCUGUCUUCUGCAAGUAAAUUACUUGAACAAGGCUUUGGACACCUUUAACACUGCUGUUGUAUGUCCUGUUUACUAUGUCAUGUUCACAACACUCACCAUUUUUGCCAGCAUGAUCAUGUUUAAGGAUUGGGAUUCUCAAGGUGGGACAGAGAUUGCAACGGAGUUAUGUGGAUUUAUUACAAUUAUAUCAGGAACAUUCCUCCUCCACAAAACCAAAGAUAUGGGAAACAAUUCCAGUGGCAGACUCCCUGUUUAUACAUCUUCUGAUCCUAUCCCCAUCUCUAGUUCUAGAUAGUCAGUCCAACAGGCUUGAAAUUCGAAUUCAGAUUCUAAUACUGUGCCUUGUUUCAGAUAUUGCUUUUAGUUUCAUACAAGUGAGGGAAAAAAUGAAAAAAUAAAAUAAAAAACAAAGGGAGAAUCAGGAAUCCUU